CACUGAGGUUUGGUGGAUACCGGGGGGGAUGGUUAUAGCCAACGAGGCGAGUAGGGGAGAGCAGCUUCCUGUCCAACGCGCGUUCUCCGCGCGCUCUAGGAGCAGAAGCGAUGAUGCGGUUUUCAUUGCAGGUCAUGCGCAUGUGCUAUGUCUAGAGCGAGUGGUGAAGUGUCAGUCAACUGAAACCCAAAUUCGACAUCGUGUGGAGGCGGAGAGUGAGUUGUCCCGAGGAUGGUUAAAUACUAACUCGCUUUUCUGAUCUAACCUUACUUGCUAGCGAGCUAUGCUUGCCGCGGUUUAUUAUGAGCGGUGGUCGCUUUGACUUUGAAGAUGGUGGAACUUAUUGCGGAGAAUGGAAAAACAGCAAAGCGCACGGAUAUGGCAUCUGCACGGGACCGAAAGGACAAGCUCGCUAUGAAGGCUCUUGGCACAACGGAUUCGAACUCAGCGGAGUUUAUGUUUGGCCAAAUGGUCACCGUUUUGAGGGCGAAUGGCUCAAUGGCCGUAGACAUGGACUCGGUGUUGAAUACCGAGGAAAAUGGACGUACCAAGGUGAAUGGGAAGAGGGAUUCAAAGCUCGGUACGGAAUACAGAAAUCAGAAAGUGGAGCUCGUUACGAAGGAAGCUGGACUUCUGGUCUGCAGGAAGGUUAUGGAAUCGAAAUUUACGCUGACGGAGGAUACUACUAUGGACAAUGGAAAACAGGAAUGCGCUCCGGGUAUGCUAUACGGAGUGGCGAAGUUAAACGAGAAAGUAGUACCACAAGGCAUUACAAGCGUUGCAUCUCUAGACAAACAACUGUGGAUAACUUUAAAUCUAAUGGUGUGCUCCCUAAUAGUAGUCAGAACAAUAGAGCUAUUCCAUCGCACAAGAAGACCCCCUCACAGACUUCUGAUAUCCAGUCACCAACUCCAAGAUCACCCAGUGAUCCAGAGAAUGCUAGUCAAACAGGAUCAAUGAACAGUACUGUAGGCAGCGGGUCGGCACAGUCUUACACCGUGGAAACUGUUGAUUCAAAUGGGCAAAUUGAAAGGGCAACUAAUCGCUUGAUAGAGACGUAUAAAGGAGAGUGGAAGAAUGACAAACGCCAUGGAUUAGGUAUCAUAGAAGACACUGAUGGGUUUAGCUAUACCGGCGAAUGGAGUGAAAAUAUGCGUCAUGGUUUGGGUGUAGCUUUCUUUCCAGAUGGAACAAAACUUGAAGGAGAGUGGAAAAAUGAUGAGUUGGUUACAGAUGUGAAAAAGAAGGGUCCAUUAGUUUCUCUUGUUACUAGAUUCAAACAACGACUCAGAGUUAUCUGUGAGGGAGCCCAAGAUGCAGCAGAGAAAGCAGAGCAGAAGUCUCAGAUUGCAUUGUCCAGAGCUGCGGCAUCACGGGACAAAGCUGCAGAUGCCAUCAGUGCUGCUGAGAAUGCUGUUUCAGCAGCAGCUGUAGCUCAAAAACGAGUCCGGGCAAUCAUGUCUAAAAUGAAAGACAAAACAUAGAGGAGAAGAUGCUGUUUUGCUGUGACAGAAUAUUUUUUGAGGCCGUUUCCCGGGGGAUGUUUAGCACCUCACUUAGCGCCCCAUUAACAUGUAUUGCCACAAGGGAAUAUCAACCAUAUACCCAAGCACAGUGUGGACUCAUGUGGAAAACUCAAUUCAUGCAUGGCUAGUACACUAGCUUGCUUUGGUGGCUAAAACAAUGACAACAGAUGUCAAGCUACACCAUGUUACUUUGGACGUGCACUACCCACAAGGCUCUCUUGUGCAAAUGAUUAUAUACAGCUUUAGUAGGUCAUAAUUCUGUCUGAUAAUGUUGAAAAUUACAUGUGUCUGAUACAUGUAUGCACUUUACUUUUUUCUGAAAGCUUAGGAACUAUAUAGUAAUAGUGUUCAUGGUUUAAUUGCUAAGAUUUUGGCAUUACUGGUAGUGAAUUUGUAGAAAAUUGUGGCACAGCUAGCAACAAUCUUGAGAAAGCUACAGUUUGUAAAGAGUCAGGUGUUAGGUGUAAUUAGCAGUGCCCUAAUGAGGCAUACAUGCACAUGUACACUGUGCAUUUUUCAUUACGGCAGUCAUUGCGAAGGACUUGUUUUCCUUGACGUCUGCCCUCGCAGACUACAUUAGUGACAGACAAAGAGAUCUUAGAAAGAGAGGUUGCUAAUAGCAGUAGCGUUUUGGAAGUAAUUUUCUAAAAGAGCUUUUUUGUUGCGAUAUUGUGUUAGACAAGUUUAGUGAAGACCAACUGUAUUUACAAUUAACCUGCUUAAAUAUAAGAAUGCUAAAUUUUGAAAUGAAUUUGCUUGAAUUUAGGUCCACUAUCUACAGAAAAGCUGCAAAAACAGAAAAAAUUCAUCUAAAAGCUCACAUUUGGUACACAAAGUACAUUGACUUCAUUGUUCCUGGUGUUUAGGUUAGCAGUAUUUUUAUACUUAAACAGAAUUUUGAAAUUAUGUCACAUCUUAUGGCAUCAUAAGAAUGUCUGAUGUGAAGGUAAUUCCAGAGUGCCAUAGAAUGUCGUCUGUUAAUGGUAGUCAACUAGAAUAUGUUAAGCGUUUGAUGAUUUGCACACAAAUGUUGUUAGGUUUUAUAGUUGGCAUUAUAAGUGGAUAUAUUUGCUCUUUGGUAUCACAGAAUGCAAAAGUGUCAGAUGUUUGGCUUAUUUUUAACAUUUAAUUGGCCAAAAAAAAUGUAGACUUUAAUUUAUUUGUGCAUGUGUGUUGUAUACAAAAUACACAUGUAAUAUCAAAUGGUUUAUCCAAACAAAAUUUGUUAAUUUUUGUACCAGAUAGUUCUUUUCAUGUAUUUGAAUGCAGUUACCUAUUCAAUUUGGCGAAAAAAUAUUUGAAGCCAUUAUACAAGCAAGGCACAAGGUAUUGUGAAUGCUUUGGCACAGAGAACUUGGCAUUGCAGUGUUGUUAAGUAAGCAUUUUUUAAAUGUUGAAAAGCAGAAAAAUUUAAUAGGUUUCUCUUUUUUCUUCUUCAGCAUUCUCUGUGCCCUAAGAAUUGUUUCGAAGAGUGUUUAUUUUUGUGCCAGUGUACCAGCAAACUUGUAGCAGUGCUGAAAGAUGGAAAGUAGAACACAGUACUUGUAUUUUGUAGACUCAGAGCAGAAACAGGAACUCCAUAUUUGUUAAGAAGCAAUGCUAUGGUUUGUUCUUUGUAAUUCUGUAUCCUUAGAACUGCAUUCUCCAAGUUCAUUGCAAAGAACAUUGGAAACACUGCAUAUCAUUGGGAACAGGUUUUUAGCCAGAUGGGUGUCCAGGGAUCCUGUGGACGGCCACUUGUUAAAGAAAACUGUUUCAUUUUUCAUAUGUUGCCUUAUAAACUGUUCGUUUGAGCAGGCCUUUUAGCACAUUUUGGACGUGCACUUUUCAAAUCCUGACUAAAAGCCUGAUUGGGAAAAUGCCCUGAACUCUCAAGGUACUGUUGUGACCUCAUACUACUGCUAAAACAGUUGUCACCCUUUAUUUUCAGUGUUGUGCAGUGAUCUGGUAUUUACCAACAGCUAUUAAAACAAUGCCAGGUUGAAAAGGUUUCUACACAGUAAAAAUUAAUGAUUGUCUAGGAUUGAUAGUAUUAGUGCUUUUCACUCUUUUGAAAAUGACCAAAAAUUAAGACUGCUUGAAAGCAAAACAUUGAAUAUUUGACUGUCGAGUGAAUGUAUAAGUGUUUUUUUAAACAACAGGUUAGCUGAAGUUUACAAACAUUUUUCUUAUUCCUUUUUCGGGUAAUCUAAAUGCUUGCACCUUUGGAGUAUCGGUGACGUUUUAGCCCUAGUUAUUUUAGAAAUGAUUAGCAUGAGAGAAAAACGAAAUGCAUGAAUUAUGAUGGCUUUAUUUUUGUAUCAAUUAGUUGUAAAUGGCAAAAUGAUGGGAAUAAAGUAUUUUUAUAGAGAGAAACAA
This is a messenger RNA of Orbicella faveolata, 3884 nucleotides long. Its product is annotated as junctophilin-3-like. Lineage: Eukaryota; Metazoa; Cnidaria; Anthozoa; Scleractinia; Merulinidae. Gene Ontology annotation, cellular component: endoplasmic reticulum membrane; plasma membrane; junctional membrane complex. The record is from RefSeq and is a predicted model, not a curated record.